Messenger RNA from Zasmidium cellare ATCC 36951, 1263 nucleotides. RefSeq lists its product as uncharacterized. Bases 1 to 1263 code for a protein of 420 amino acids. The transcript has a single exon. Gene Ontology annotation, molecular function: hydrolase activity, acting on carbon-nitrogen (but not peptide) bonds, in cyclic amidines. The record is from RefSeq and is a predicted model, not a curated record. NCBI's taxonomy places the organism in Eukaryota, Fungi, Ascomycota, Dothideomycetes, Mycosphaerellales, Mycosphaerellaceae.
AUGUCAAAACAUAUCGAUCUCAUCCGGAACGUUUCCUUACCUGGAAAAGCCAUAGGAACUGUUUGGGAUGUUUGGAUUGUUGGACUGAAGAUUGACGCCAUUGUGCCUCACGACGAUAAGUCUCCGUCGCAUACCUACUCUACUUUGGAUGGGCGUGGUGCUUUGCUGGCUCCAAGUCUUUGCCAUCCGCGAGUUCGACUCGAUGCGAUGAAUUUCUCUUCUGAACAGCAAGCGCUCCAUAAAUCAACAGAACCAAACGCCAAGGACCUUUUACCACAAUGGGCAAAAGACUACGGUCUGUCAAUGACGGGAUAUCGGAAGAUGCAUGGGCUUUGUUCAGCAGGCGUAACCCACAUGCGCGCGCUGGUCGAGGUCAAGGCCGACGACAGUGCAACGCGGAUUCUAGAUGCUGCUGUGGAGAUGAGAAACAGGUUUGAGCAAGAAGGACGAUGCAUUGUUCAGAUUUGUGCCAUGUUUCGUGGGCCACUCAUCUCGUCCACGGAUGGCGAAAGAGGGAGAGCCUCAAGUGAACGAUUAAUUCAGAACGUGGCGUCUCGGGCGGGCGUAGAUGCUAUUGGGAGUGUCCCUGCGCUGGAAGCGAACACGAACGACCGAGAAGCCCAUAUCGAAACGAUGGUGGAUCUUGCCAUCGCACUCGACUUGCAUCUAGACUUGGAGCUCGAGCGCAAUCUCAGCACAAACCCGUCCGUGUGGGACGUCCUCGAAGUUCUUAAAACGAAGGAAUGGUCGAAGAGAACGACGCGAAAGACAGUGUUGCUUUCGGGAAGUAAUUCUGUCUUCGAUCUGAGCGAUCCUGAAAAGGGUAGGCUGAGAGAUGAGAUGGCUGACUUCCCGAGUACCUUUGUGUACACACAAAGUGAUGAGCUGAAUAAGACUCGCAAGGUUAUUAGCCUCAUCAGAGACCAAGGCAUUCGCGUCUGCUUCGGCGUAGAAGCAAGCGACGACAUGGGUCCCACCCCGGAAAGCUACGAUCCAGUCAAGAGCAUCAGCACUGACGACGACGCAAGCCGAGAACUUGGGGAAGCGGACGCAGAACUCCUGUAUGAGGGCGUGUGCAGGAGGCCGCGACAGGGCAUUGGCCACGGGAAAAAGAUGAUUCAAGGCCUCGAGCUCAAGGUGGGAGCUGAUGCUAAUUUUGUGCUUUUUGAUCACGAGCAGACAACGUUCACCGAGGUGCUGAGUCCGCACGCUGGAUUUUGGGGAAGACAAGUUCUUCUUCAAGGUUCUCUUGUGGCAUGUUGA